AUGAAUAUCUUCGGCCUCUUUUUCACUUGCGCCUAUGCUCUCGACGACAUGCUCCUUGUCAUGAUGAUGCAACAGCAACAACAAGUUGCUCCUCAUCAGUCAAACCAGAUGAACAAUCUUCUCCCGCUUUUGCUCCUCGAUUCUGGCAACUCGACUGACAACUCUCUCGCCCUUAUGAUGAUGAUGAUGCAAGGCGGUAGCACUAGCGACAUGAACUCGAUCCUUCCUCUUCUCCUUCUCUCCGACGACGAUGGAAGUAGCGACGGAAUCGACUUCACCAGCUUCUUCCUUUACUCGUCGAUGCUCCAAACUGACUGCGAGACCUCAACUGAUGACCAGUUUGCUUCCAUGCUCCCUCUUAUGCUUCUCGGUGGCGACGAUGACUCCUCUUCUGACCUCAUGCUCAUGCUUAUGAUGCAAUCUAUGGGCAACUCACCAGUUGGCAUGGACAACAUUCUUCCCAUGAUGUUCCUCUUCGACGAUGACAACAACUCUACUGACUCUGUUCUCCUCAUGGUUCUUCUCAACUCGAUGACUGGCGGCCUCAACACCCAGCAAGGAUUCGACAACAACUUCAACAUGAUGCUUCCUCUCCUUCUCAUGGACGAUUCCGAUGAUGACAGUUCCAUUGACAUGCUCGUUCUCAUGAUGGCCAUGCAGUCCCAAGCUCCUGGUUCUGCUUUUGGCACUGAUAUGAUGCUCCCUCUCCUCCUCAUGGACGACGACAGCGACAACGAGACUCUCCUCUUCUUCAUGAUGAUGAACCAGGGCAAAACCGUCUGCGAGCCCGCUUACGUUGAACCUGUCUACGUCGAACCCGUUGUUCCUGAGCCACAAGUCCAGACCGUUUACCGAACCUGGCGAGUCAACGCUGACGGCACGCGAGAACUCAUCGACGAAACCUCCUAA
Messenger RNA from Oikopleura dioica, 909 nucleotides. Lineage: Eukaryota; Metazoa; Chordata; Appendicularia; Copelata; Oikopleuridae. The record is from the annotation of a GenBank genome assembly.